ACCCGCCUGCCUCCCCCGGCCCCGCCGCCCUCCGCAGCCCGGCCGCCGGGCCCCGCGCGCAUCGGCUACUACGAAAUCGAGCGCACCAUCGGCAAGGGCAACUUCGCCGUCGUCAAGCUGGCCACGCACCUCGUCACGCGCGUCAAGGUUGCCAUAAAGAUAAUUGAUAAGACUCAGCUGGACGAAGAAAACCUCAAGAAGAUCUUCAGAGAAGUUCAGAUCAUGAAGAUGCUUUGCCACCCACACAUCAUCAGAUUGUACCAGGUUAUGGAGACAGAGAGAAUGAUUUAUCUGGUGACAGAAUAUGCGAGUGGAGGGGAAAUAUUUGAUCACCUCGUGGCCCAUGGACGAAUGGCUGAAAAAGAAGCCCGGAAGAAGUUUAAGCAGAUAGUGGCAGCUGUCCAUUUCUGCCACUGUCGUAACAUCGUCCACAGAGAUCUGAAAGCAGAGAAUUUGCUUCUGGAUGCAAAUCUGAACAUCAAAAUAGCAGAUUUUGGAUUCAGUAAUAUCUUCACACCCGGUCAGCUGCUGAAGACCUGGUGCGGAAGUCCCCCCUAUGCUGCCCCUGAACUCUUUGAAGGGAAGGAGUAUGAUGGGCCAAAGGUGGACAUUUGGAGCCUUGGGGUGGUGCUCUACGUGCUGGUCUGCGGGGCUCUGCCUUUUGAUGGGAGUACGCUGCAGAACCUGCGGGCGAGGGUCCUGAGCGGGAAGUUUCGCAUUCCAUUUUUCAUGUCCACAGAGUGUGAGCACUUAAUCCGCCACAUGCUGGUGCUGGAUCCGAGUAGGCGGCUCUCCAUGGAGCAGAUCUGCAAACACAAGUGGAUGAAGCUUGGGGAGGUGGAUACGGAGUUCGACACGUUAAUAGCCGAAUGUCAGCACUUGAAGGUUGAGAGGCAGAUGGAACCGCUGAAUGAAGAUGUGCUGCUUGCCAUGGCCGAGAUGGGACUGGACAAGGAGCGCACCCUUCAGUCAUUAAGGACAGAUGCUUACGAUCACUACAGUGCAAUCUACAGUCUGCUCUGUGACCGUCUAAAGAGGCAUAAGAACUUGCGCAUUGCCACCCUGCCCAGCCUCCCACGGACCAUGGCCUUCCCAGCACAAGCCAGCAUCCAGGCAGAGCAGGCGGGCAACCCAGUGAGCAUCAGUGUCCCACAAGUGCAGCUCAUCAACCCUGAGAACCAAAUAGUGGAGACUGAUGGUGCAAUGACUCUGGAUAGUGAUGAAGGGGAAGAGCCGUCCCCUGAAGCUCUGGUCCGCUACCUCUCCAUGAGGAGGCAUACUGUGGGAGUGGCUGAUCCUCGCACGGAGGUGAUGGAGGAUCUCCAGAAGCUGCUACCGGGUUUCCCACGCAUCGCACCACAGGCCCCCUUCCUGCAGGUUGCUCCCAACAUGAACAUGGCAGCCAACAUGCUUCCGAUGCAGCACCUGCAACCAACUGGUCAGUUAGAGUACAAGGAACAGUCCUUGCUGCAGCCCCCAACUUUGCAGUUGCUGAAUGGAAUGGGACCCCUUGGACGGAGGGCAUCAGAUGGAGGAGCCAAUAUCCAGUUGCACGCACAACAGCUCUUGAAGCGCCCCCGCGGCCCUUCUCCACUUGUUACAAUGACACCAGCAGUGCCCGCCGUGACCCCUGUGGAUGAGGAGAGCUCAGAUGGAGAGCCAGAUCAGGAAGCUGUGCAGAGAUACUUGGCCAAUAGGUCAAAAAGGCACACACUGGCAAUGACCAACCCCACCGCGGAAAUCCCGCCCGACUUGCAGAGGCAGCUAGGACAGCAGCCCUUCCGCUCCCGGGCAUCACACCUGGCACCCGACCAGCACCGCUAUGUCUAUAAAGACUCCAACACUCUGCACCUCCCCACGGAGCGCUUCUCUCCGGUCCGCCGUUUCUCAGAUGGGGCUGCCAGCAUCCAGGCAUUCAAGGCCCAGCUGGAGAAGAUGGGCAACCACAGCAGCAUCAAGCAGCUGCAGCAGGAGUGUGAGCAGCUCCAGAAGAUGUAUGGGGGCCACAUGGAUGAGAGGACCCUGGAGAAGACGCAGCAGCAGCACAUCUUGUACCAGCAGGAACAGCAUCAGCAGAUCCUUCAUCAGCAGAUCCAGGAUUGUGUCCGCCCUCCUCAGCCUUCUCCGCCACUGCAAGCUCCAGGAGAAAGCCAGCCUGCUUUGCUCACUCACCAGCUUCAGAGGUUACGGAUCCAGCCCUCCAGCCCACCUCCAAACCAUCCCAGCAACCAUCUCUUCAGGCAAACGGACAGCAGCCCCCCUCCAGUCAGCAGUAGCAUGCUCCAGAGCCACAGUGCAGCCUCGCCGUCGCAGUUCCAAGGGAUGCCGUCUCACAGCGCCAUCUUCCAGCAGUCGGGCAGUUGCUCACCUCCCCCCAAUGUGGCCCUCUCCUGCAUGGGCAUGCCGCAGCAGGGGCAACCGGUAGCCAUCCAAGUGCAGGAGCCAGGAGAUGGGAUGGGCGGCAGCCUCUUGCAGGCUGGGCGGGGCAUGCCCACCCCCGCCAGUGCCAAUCAGCUGCAGAUGCAUCAUCGUGCCAGUCUGAUGGCCUCCCUGACUUACGGGCACAGGCCCCUCUCCAAGCAGCUCAGCGCGGACAACGCAGAAUCUCACAGGUAUCCGUCAACUGGCUACGACCAGGUGCACUUGCACCCCCACCUGUUUCCGGAGCAGGCCCGUGUCUCUCCAAGCAGCUACAGCCCAGCUACAGCAGUGGGCUUCCCUCCGCAGGUGGAGCAGUUCCCCAGCUUCUCCCAGAGCGCUCAGCAGCAGCAGCACUACGCCACGUCAGCCCUGCAGCAGGCGCUGCUGUCCCCCACCCCACCAGACUACAGCCGGCAUCAGCAAGUCCCACACAUCCUGCAGGGCCUGCUCUCGCCCCGGCACUCACUCACAGGCCACACGGACCUGCGGUUGCCCCAGGCCGAGGUGGCGCAGCUCAUCAAGCGGCGGCAGCAGCAGCAGCAGCAGGAAUUCCAGGAGCUGAUCCGGCACAUGAGCCAAGGGGAGAGCGGACAUGUGGCUACCAGCGUGGCCCAGAAACUGUCAGAGCGCCAGGCUCUGUCUUUGCCUUAUCAGAACACUGACACAUACCACCACCCUCACCAUCACCACCACCACCACCACCACACCAGUCCCCAGCACCUCUUGAAAGUGAGGGCGCACGAAUGUAUCCAGCAGGCGCCAGCCUCGGUGCCGGCCCACGGGUACACUCACCAGCCCACCUUGGUCCACUCGGAGAGCAUGGAGGAGGAAGUGGACUGCGUGUGUGAAGGGGAACGGGACAGCUUCCCAGGCAAUAAGACCAAAGCUUGCCACGAGGCUCCGCUGCUCUUAAGUGCCGGUGGUCCUGGGGACCCAGACGCUUUGUUUGGGACUGCCAAGCAGGAGCAGGAAUUGGGGGCGCACCAUUACAGGCACCAGCCAGCCGCCACCUUCAGUCGGAAUAAGGUGCCUGGUAGAGACUCCAUGGUCACAGGUUGCAUGGAAAGAAACUCUCCUGGUCACGUGGAGAUGCCAGAUGCAGAUGGGCCAGAGGGUUAUCCCACAAGGCCGAUUCCUGGUGUGCAUCACAGAUCCCGGCCUUUGCAGAGACACCACACCAUUCAAAACAGUGACGAUGCCUAUGUACAACUGGACACUCUGCCAGGCAUGAGCCUAAUGGCAGGGAAGGCACUCAGCUCUGCCCGCAUGUCCGACGCUGUGCUCAGCCAGUCUUCCCUCAUGGGCAGCCAGCCGCUCCAUGAUGGGGAGAGUGAAGAAGACUGUGGAGAGAACUUGGAAGGUCAAGAGCACCUGAACCUAGCAGACGGCAACCAGCAUCUAAACACCUCUUGUUACUCUUCCACGUGUAUUACUGACGUCCUGCUGAGUUACAAGCACCCAGAGGUGCCCUUUGGGAUGGAGCAGGCUGGGGUCUAGAGAGCAGGCAGGCUACAGCAGGGGUAUGUACAGCUUUGAAACAAAAAGGUCCAUUUCAAACCAACAGUAUCUUGCAGCGUUGCGCCAAAUGGCCGUCCCGUUUCUCCUUGACGGAAAUCUUGUGGCGGCUCCUCCUCUUCCUCCUCCUCCUCCACCUCAAUCUCCUCGUUGGUUCAACAGUGUGCUUGUUCCUUUCGGAUGUUCAUUAUUGCCAUAUUUGCCUGUGACGCCAGCCAUUCUGGAAGGACCAGAGCAACCCCCUCACACAGAAGCUGUAGGGGGCAGUUCGAGGGCAGCUGCCGGCUUGGAGGGCCCCCCUCCCUGGUCAGUGGCAGGUGCUGGGGGAGGGGUCAGCCAGCCUCGCCUGGAAAACCUGAUGGCAGAAGGGGAGAGGAGCUCUGCCCACCCGCAAGCAAUAAGCAGCUGUUUUGGAUGGUGCCUCUUCAUGAUCUGCCUUUACAGUGGCCCUUCCAGGCUAGGGAGCAGGGUGGGGG
Messenger RNA from Lacerta agilis (Sand lizard), 4412 nucleotides. It is a transcript of the gene SIK3, whose product is annotated as SIK family kinase 3. Gene Ontology annotation, biological process: protein phosphorylation; microtubule cytoskeleton organization; intracellular signal transduction. Gene Ontology annotation, cellular component: cytoplasm. Gene Ontology annotation, molecular function: protein serine/threonine kinase activity; ATP binding; tau-protein kinase activity. The transcript has 25 exons. The record is from RefSeq and is a predicted model, not a curated record. Lineage: Eukaryota; Metazoa; Chordata; Lepidosauria; Squamata; Lacertidae. The coding region runs from base 223 to 3918 and encodes 1231 amino acids.